UGUUCUUUAUUAGCAAUCCUUAAAAGGACUACAACAGGCACCCAACGAGCACCGAACCCAAUACACAGACGGGAAACACAAGGUUGUCAGACGCCAAACUGUAAGAUGCACCUAUGGUGGAAGAUUUACACACGCUAAAUACAUGCGAGGAUUGGACCGGGUGCACACAAGACGCGGGCAAACACACGCUGAAUAUUUCAGCGUACAACGCUGCAAUUUGAUGCGUUUCAUAGCUUGAUGAUAGUUGUUAUGACAACCAUUCCUAAACCGGAAGUGAGCCUUAAACAGUCAAAGAUGGCGGAGCGGGAACCGAUGGCGACGGCGAUGCGGUUGAGAAACCAGUUACAGUCAGUGUACGGACUCGACCCUUUGCGAAACGAGGAAGAAGUCAAAGUUAAGAUCAAAGAUCUGAAUGAGCACAUCGUCUGCAUUUUGUGUGCCGGGUACUUUAUUGAUGCCACAACAAUCACUGAAUGCUUGCAUACCUUUUGUAAGAGCUGCAUUGUGAAAUACCUGCAAACCAGCAAAUACUGCCCCAUGUGCAACAUAAAAAUCCACGAGACGCAGCCGCUGCUGAAUCUCAAGUUGGACCGAGUUAUGCAGGACAUCGUAUAUAAACUGGUUCCAGGGCUUCAGGAAAGUGAAGACAAGAGAAUCAAAGAAUUCUACCAAUCUCGUGGACUGGAACGAAUUACUCAAUUGUCUAAUGAAGGUGCAGUCGCAGACGCUGCCGGAUUGCUCUUCACCCACUUUGAUCGUCCGAAAGCCCAUUUCUACAGAAAUGACGAACAGGUCUCCCUCUGUUUGGAAAGUUCAUCAUUGCUACCUGGCAAAGACCGAAUCAAGCUGGUGCAACAGCAGAGGUUUGUGCGGUGCUCCGUCAGGGCAGAGGUGCAGCACCUGCGCAAAGUGCUGUGUCACCGCCUGAGGCUGCAGAAGCAGCAGGUACAGAUGUUGUUCAACAAUGAGUGUUUACCAGAUCACAUGACUAUGAAACAGCUCUGGCUUUCACGCUGGUUUGGAAAGGCACAGCCUUUGGUUCUGCACUACACAGUCAAGGACAACCGCGGGAGGUAGAAGAAAUGCCUGUUUUGUUCGACAUUUUGUGAUUGAAUGCAUUAUCUUUUGUAUAUUUCGUGUUUUAUAUAUUGUAUUUUAUAUAUUCUGUAAAUUUAAAUACUUAUUUUGUUUUUGUUUGUCUAUUUAUAAAAUAAAUUUUGUAAGUGA
Molecule: messenger RNA, 1227 nt
Organism: Brienomyrus brachyistius
Lineage: Eukaryota; Metazoa; Chordata; Actinopteri; Osteoglossiformes; Mormyridae
Product: polycomb group RING finger protein 1-like
Exons: 10
Coding region: 238-1077 (279 amino acids)
Biological process (GO): negative regulation of transcription by RNA polymerase II
Cellular component (GO): PRC1 complex
Molecular function (GO): promoter-specific chromatin binding
Source: RefSeq, a predicted model, not a curated record